CUGGGGAGCCUGUCGUUCUGUGCACCCAGCCUGCCGUGCUUUGCACUGCGCAUGUUCGGUGGUGCGCUGGCGGAGGUUUCCGCAGCAGAGGGGUUAGCUCUGCAGCGGCGGGUCUGUCCCUUAGCGCUUAGUUCUCGCAUCGUCUUUGGCCUCCGCUGGCAACGGGUGUUCCUCCGCUCUGGGUCUCGCCAGCCGGAGCUCCAGCGUGCCCCGAUCUGGCCCCCUAUCCCGUGAAGAUGGCUGCCGUACGCCGGGCCCGGAGUUACUGCCGCUGCCUGGUCCGCUUCUCCGACCGAGAACUCUGCUAAGCCCCGCUGCAGCAGACAGGCAGGAGUAGACACCCGGACACCGAGCACACCUCCUCAGGGGACGGUGCAGAGGGGGUGCGGAGAGCCCCUCAACCGGCGAUCGGCCCGCCAGCAUGGCAGAAGCUGAGGAAGAUUGUCAUUCUGAUUCUAUCAGAGCAGAGGAGGAUGGAAAUGAAAGCCCUGCCGAAACCGAUCUGCAGGCCCAGCUCCAGAGGUUCCGAGCUCAGUGGAUGUUUGAACUUGCCCCAGGUGUCGGCUCUGGCAAUUUAGAAACUCGAUCUUGCAGAGCAGGAGCCCGGGGUUCUUUUCUGAAAGUGGCGGAUACCAAAGGAAAGCAAGAAAUGGCAAAAGAAGAAAAGGCUCGAGAACUCUUCCUAAAAGCAGUAGAAGAAGAACAAAAUGGAGCUCUUUACGAGGCCAUCAAGUUUUAUCGUAGGGCUAUGCAACUUGUACCUGAUAUAGAGUUCAAGAUUACUUAUACCCGGUCUCCAGAUGGUGAUGGCGUUGGAAACAGCUACAUUGAAGAUAAUGAUGACGAUAGCAAGAUGGCAGAUCUGUUGUCCUACUUCCAGCAGCAGCUCACAGUUCAGGAGUCUCUGCUCAAACUGUGUCAGCCCGAACUUGAGAGCAGUCAGACUCACAUAUCAGUGCUGCCAAUGGAGGUCCUGAUGUACAUCUUCCGCUGGGUGGUGUCUAGUGACUUAGACCUCAGAUCCUUGGAGCAGCUGUCGCAGGUGUGCAGAGGAUUCUAUAUCUGUGCCAGAGACCCUGAAAUAUGGCGUUUGGCCUGCUUGAAAGUUUGGGGCAGAAGCUGCAUUAAACUUGUUCCGUACACAUCCUGGAGAGAGAUGUUUCUAGAAAGGCCCCGUGUUCGGUUUGAUGGAGUGUAUAUCAGUAAAACCACAUAUAUUCGUCAAGGGGAACAGUCUCUUGAUGGUUUCUAUAGAGCCUGGCACCAAGUGGAAUAUUACAGGUACAUAAGGUUCUUUCCUGACGGCCAUGUGAUGAUGUUGACGACCCCUGAGGAGCCCCAGUCCAUUGUUCCUCGUUUAAGAACUCGGAAUGCUAGAACUGAUGCAGUUCUAUUGGGUCAUUAUCGCUUGUCACAAGAUACAGACAAUCAGACCAAAGUAUUUGCUGUGAUAACUAAGAAAAAAGAAGAAAAGCCACUUGACUAUAAAUACAGAUAUUUUCGUCGUGUCCCUGUGCAAGAAGCAGAUCAGAGUUUUCAUGUAGGGUUACAGCUGUGUUCCAGUGGCCACCAGAGGUUCAACAAACUCAUCUGGAUACAUCAUUCUUGUCACAUUACAUACAAGUCAACCGGUGAGACUGCAGUCUCGGCCUUUGAGAUCGACAAGAUGUACACCCCCUUGUUCUUCUCCAGAGCGAGGAGCUACACUGCUUUCUCGGAGAGGCCUCUGUAGGACCUCACAUCCAGUCCUCUGUCAGUGUUGCAUGAAUAAAAGCAAAUAGUGCGAAAGAGCACCUAAGUUAUAAAUGUACAUACAUAUAUAUAUAUAUAUCUGGAAUUGGAAUUUAUUUUACAUUGUUGGAGUUCUUUUAAGAAGAGUAUAAAUUGAUUUUUUUUAUUUAAAAGGAUAGUUGAUUCUUGGGGUCUUUCGAUUUUGAAAUUAAGAGGUUGAGAUAAGUUAUUUAAACACAUUUAUGUUAUGAAGAACAUUCAUAUGAGCUUUAAAUCAUGUCCUUUUUCAAGCAGAUUUCGGAGCAGAUUUCUGUCACAUUAAGUCUUCUGCCUGAUCAUUCCGAUACUGAAAUGCAUCAGGGGAGAGCUUUACUGGAUAAACAUUUCUUUCACGCAUGACAAAAUGGCUUUGCACUAAAGGCUCAAAUGUGAAAACCUGUUCUAAAUUUGUUUGAAACUGCUUGACCAAUAAAGAUUCUAAAUAAACGUUUCCUUCAAGAAAAUGCA
Molecule: messenger RNA, 2238 nt
Organism: Artibeus jamaicensis (Jamaican fruit-eating bat)
Lineage: Eukaryota; Metazoa; Chordata; Mammalia; Chiroptera; Phyllostomidae
Gene: FBXO9
Product: F-box protein 9
Exons: 13
Coding region: 422-1732 (436 amino acids)
Biological process (GO): SCF-dependent proteasomal ubiquitin-dependent protein catabolic process
Cellular component (GO): SCF ubiquitin ligase complex
Molecular function (GO): protein binding
Source: RefSeq, a predicted model, not a curated record